AUGGCGGCCGACAAGCGUUCGCUGUAUCAUCUUGCUCCAACACAGACGCCUUCUCCACAGUUUAGAAAARCACUGGCUCAAGGCCGCUUYGAAACGAGUCSUCUUCAAGGAAGUCCUUACUCAGAGAGAGAAUUUAUCCCGUCAAAAGGAUAUGAUCCUGCAGAACACAAGCCUGCAGUGACCACACCAACGCUUGAGGACCAAAGACUCCAAAUAAGCUCACAAAAACUUUCUACAGAACAAGAACCCAGAUUAUUAGCUCCAGCUCAAUARAAAGAGCCUGGCCAAAAUAGACAGUUAACAUCUCCACCGGCYGUUGAGCCAUCCUCGUCACUAUCAUUAUCAGAAAAUGAUGACAGUUCAGAGCCAGUCAAAGUUCCACCAAUUAAAACAGAAGUUCCUGUUGUCGCCAACACAACAACAUCACCUGUCAAAGURGUCUGUCACUCACCUCGGCGCUCUAAGACAAUAAGGCAAGAGGAGGCUGGAGGGGAGGAGGUUAGGGGYUWUGCUGAUCAGGCAGCCAAGGUUGAUGUUCCUGGCAUUACUAAGUUUUCGAUUAGACAUACGGAAGAUGAAAGGAGAGAUUUUAUCACUAAUGAUGGAAGCUUGAGUGAAGAUAGCUUAGACAGCAUCAAGAUGAUAGCAGGCAGUCCCAUUGACCCCAAUAGCUCAGCUGUUCGUGUGGCAAUGGAUGACCARGAUAAAGAAAAUGCAGCWGUGCUUCCACCAUAUAAURCWGACCAAUACAAGAGUUUUAUGGGAGAUGACCAACUACCAAAUAUGGGUCCAUUGUCUGCGGCAUUGAACCAAUCAAACGUCAGGCAACAGCUUUUUGACUUUUCAGAUUUAGUGGCAUCYGUUGAUUCAUGUACWAUGGAAACAAGUGCUGUGGGCAGUCAAAGUAUGGCAGAUGAAAAAAAGAAAAAGAAGAAAAAAGCAGGUCGUAUUAUACCCUCACGAUACAUGGAUAGUAAAAAAGCGACUUCUGCAUCUAAAAAGASCACACAGAGUAGACGRCAAGUGUCAUUCAAUCACCCUUCAAGGGAUUACUCAUCUCAACACAACUCAACACAACUUAACAUGACCGCACCUAAUCAACAUAAUACUAGCUUAAAAAGCAGUAAAAUAGUAACGUCAACACCUGCCGUGGGGUCGUUUGGUGUUUUGCCUGGUCAUCCAGGGGGUGAUAUGACRGCACCAACACCCAUCUUAGCUCCUGGUCAAACAGCAGCAAGGGGUGUCUCUCCCCAAGUCAGGGCACGUGGUGUGUCCCCUCAUGUCAAGGMAGUGUCUUCUACCAGGACCACUGAAAGGGGUGGUAAAGGUGAAGAAAAGACUAAGAAAUCAGCAAAAAUAAAAGCACCACUUCUACCACAGAAACAACUUGAUCACCUCACAAAGCAGAAAGGACAAGAGAUUGGUGAAAUAUCACAACAACAGAUGGAACUAGAGUAUGCCAGGCUAAUGCAGUGGGCUUUUCUUGAAUCCAAGCUUAAGAGCACUUUCCAAAAACAACAAAAGGAUGCUCAGGCUCAGCUUUAUUCAAUGUGGAAGAAAAAUGAGACAUUAAGACAAGAAAUAUCUCAGUUAGAAUUGGAACUUGAUGCAAAAAUUCACUGUUCUGAAGUCGAUGAGCAGAUUGACCUGCAGCUAACUGGCUUAAAGUCAAUAGGUGGCAAUCUAGCCAAGCAAAUUCUACAUUAUGAUCAACUUUCAUCAGCACUUGAUACAACUUGUCAGCAGUUGCCRGUUAAUGAUGUUAUUGUGGACAAUCAAGAGGAAUUACUUUUGGCGCUAUCAGAGAGUGAACGACUGCUAGGRGAAAUAGAUGGCUUAACAAGACAUCGUAACCAUAAGAUAUCUAAUUUUUCCAAAGAGAUGAGUUUAUUGUCUAAAGUAACCAGGGAUGAAGUUGAAGAGCAAUCUAGAUGUCAAGAACUACUUGCAGCAGCAUCUACCCUCAGUACACAAGAGAGAAGCUUACAAGCUCAUAGUGUUYCAGUGAAUGGAAACAUUGACGAGCUGACCAUUCCAUUAACUAAGACGGCCUUACAGUGAAAGACAUCAAACUACAACAGCGAUCCAGAAAUGUAAAUAGCAAAUGUACAAAUUAAUAAUAAUAGCUUUAUCUCACAUGUGUGGAACUUUUAAAGUAAUUUUUCAAUUAUUAUCUCAGUUGUAUUUACGACGUUUAAAACGGGCGCUUGAUUCUGCAACCCCGGUUUCCCAUUUCCCACCCCCGCAUUCAAACCGGGGAUUUAAUAUUGCUUUAACAGCAUCAAUCCUCGGAGACAACAUUAUUGAAAUGUUGAUUUUCCCACUAUUGAUCAAAUGUCAAACCUGACUAGGCUAACAUGCAAAAAGCAAGUAUUAGAGAGUUUUAGCAUCACGUUGACGGCAAACGGCUAACGGCAGAGCUAAACCAAUGACCUAAGA
Exaiptasia diaphana is the source of this 2439-nucleotide messenger RNA. RefSeq lists its product as uncharacterized. The transcript has 18 exons. The record is from RefSeq and is a predicted model, not a curated record. Gene Ontology annotation, molecular function: microtubule binding. Lineage: Eukaryota; Metazoa; Cnidaria; Anthozoa; Actiniaria; Aiptasiidae. The coding region runs from base 1 to 2061 and encodes 686 amino acids. Gene Ontology annotation, cellular component: cytoplasm; nuclear microtubule; centrosome. Gene Ontology annotation, biological process: centrosome cycle; spindle assembly.